Molecule: messenger RNA, 1225 nt
Organism: Arabidopsis arenosa
Lineage: Eukaryota; Viridiplantae; Streptophyta; Magnoliopsida; Brassicales; Brassicaceae
Source: the annotation of a GenBank genome assembly
GGAUUCAUGUUCUUUGGCUUUCUUACGAAACUCGAGAAAUGAUGGCGGAGAAAGCAGGCAAGGCAACAAAUGUUGGAGAAGCAGAGAAAUCUCUCAAAGACAAAGGCAACGAGUUCUUCAAAGCUGGCAACUUCCUUAAAGCCGCAGCUCUCUAUACUCAAGCCAUCAAGCUCGAUCCUUCUAACGCUACUCUUUACAGUAACCGAGCUGCUGCAUUUUUGAGCCUAGUUAAGCUUAGCAAAGCCUUAGCUGAUGCUGAGACUACCAUCAAACUCAACCCUCAGUGGGAAAAGGGGUACUUCAGGAAAGGUUGUGUGCUUGAAGCCAUGGAAAAAUACGAAGAUGCUUUGGCUGCUUUUGAAAUGGCUCUGCAGUACAACCCACAGAGCACAGAAGUUUCUAGAAAGAUCAAGAGGCUCGGUUUGUUGCAGAAGGAGAAACAGAGAGCUCAAGAACUCGAGAAUUUGAGAUCUAAUGUUGACAUGGCCAAGCAUCUUGAAAGUUUUAAAUCUGAAAUGUCUCAAAACUAUGGAACUGAAGAGUGUUGGAAAGAGAUGUUUUCUUUUAUUGUUGAGACUAUGGAGACAGCUGUGAAGUCGUGGCACGAGACAUCUAAAGUCGAUACUAGAGUCUAUUUCCUUCUUGACAAAGAGAAAACACAAACCGAUAAGUACGCACCAGCUGUCAACAUCGAUAAGGCCUUUCAGUCACCGGACACGCACAGUAACUGCUUUACGUAUCUGAGGCAAUACGCAGAAGAGUCAUUUUCCAAGGCUGCUUGCUUAGUAACACCAAAGAGUAGUAUAUCCUACCCACAGGUGUGGAAAGGUCAAGGCUCAAGGAAAUGGAAACUCGGACAAAAUGAUGGAAUCUUUGUUCAGUUUGAAUCUCCCUCUCUUCGAAAAGUUUGGUUCAUCCCUAGCUCGAAAGAAAAGGGACAAACUUUGUGCAGGGAACCACAAGCUCUGGAUAUCAACGCACAUGAGAUUCUCCCUCGCAUUUUCAAGGAGAUAUCGAAAAGCUCGUAGGGUAUUGUUUUGUUGCAGUAUGAUUCUCUAUAUCCAGUUUUUGAUCAAGACUGAAAAGAAAAAAAAAAAAGAGUUCUUGUGAGUGUGCUACUUAGAAAAUCCACCUUUUUUGUUGUUUCUUAUCUAUUGAUUAAAAAAAAAUAUACUCUCAACUUUUGAAUCAGAAGGCUAUCUUUGAAUCAAAAAUUUUACUCAAC